UAGAGCUUAACGCGCGCACCCAAAUCGGUUUAGAAAGCACAACCUUGACUGGCCGGAGAAGGAAGUGUUAUAUGAAGCUAAUACGAAAUUCAUAUUUCCAGUAAGUUCAAAGAGGAAAACACUAGUAAAGACUUUCAUUUAACCGAGCUCUUCAAGUACGAUAGGUUAUGAAACAAUAUGAUGAGGGGAAGCCUAUUCUAGCUAAAAGGACAUUAAAGAGAGUUGAGAAGUGAAGGAUAUCAAAUGUUUCAAAAAGGACAAAGGAGGGUUAGUGGUGCAUCCCAUAUCUUUCUGUUACAAAGAAAGCUGAGAAGGUUAGCUCAUUGGGUACUAGUGGGAAGAAGGUGAAGUUGGAGGGGAGCAAGGAGCACUUUAAGCUACAUAUUAGUGAAUAUUGCAGAACUGAAAUGCUAAGUGUUGAGCCUAAGUGUAAUAGUCCUGGGAGGGUAGGAAUGGAUGCCCGUAAGUACAGGGAAUGGCCUGGAUCACGCAUAAGAAAAGCUAAUGUGUCAGGAUUGGAUGCACUGGGCUGGGGGAGGGAAGGGAUAUCACUAAAGUAAAGUCAUACCCAGUGCACAAAGCUCCCACUUCUUGCGGGGUCUAGGAGGGGUCAUAAUAGGCAACCUUACCCCCAAUUUUUUCUUUUGAGAGAGGUUAAUUCCUAGACUUGAGCCUACGACUUGUCGCUUUUGGUGGUAGGUUCUUGCCAUCACACUAAGGGUCGUUUUUGGUGAUAUCACUAAAAUAAAGUGCAAAUACAUUUUACUUUUUUUCUCUCUUUGAUGCCUAAUGGGUAAUCCCUUGUCAAGUUGGCUUUGUUGGCAUGUUGGUGUAAUGAAACUUGGUGGGAGGAGAGCCAUGUUGUUCGGAAAUUGGUGCCAUUUCAUGUGGACUAUACAGCAUUGAAGAGAAGUAGCAGUCCUUAGAGGGAUCAAAUUGAGAUUUGUUAUGACUUUAUUUUCUUGAGUCUUGCCUUUAUCUGGCCUUGGAGAGUUGGAGUUCCAGGUCUCCAGCUCUUCAAUUUGAUUUCUUGAAAAGGAGCAGGCUAAAUUCUGUAAAUUAGAGGUUAUGCUAGGAAAGAGGGAAAAAUUGUCUCAGGGUGGUGGUGGUGCCGCUGGAGCCAAUGCUUCCAAGGAAUUUGAGGAAGGGGUGGCUGAGAUUUCCCAUUCAAAAAGGCAAAGGGUAGAUGUAGAUUCUAAACAACAGUGUGUUUCUAAUACAGAACCAAGCCGUGAGGCCCAUGACUUGCAUAACGUCUCUCUUCCUGGCUUAAAAUCCCGUUUAGAAGGCAAAACUGAUGGUGAAGACGUGAGAUGUGUUAUCUGCAUGCGUGGAGGAAAGCUCCUCAGAAGCUGCGAUGGAAAAGGGUGCAAAAGGAGGUACCACCUCUCUUGUCUCAAUCCUCCUCUGAAUUAUGUCCCUCCUGGAGUAUGGCAUUGUGUUUGGUGUGUUAAAAAGAAGAUGGAAAUGGGCGUGCAUUCUGUCUCUGAAGAGGUUGAAUCUAUCUGGGAUGCCAGAGAGGUGGCUUCGGAUCAUGAAGUGUUGCAGAGGCAGAAGCAGUAUUUUGUCAAAUACCGUGGUCUUUCUCACGUUCACAACCGUUGGAUUCCAGGAACACAGUUGCUUACUGAAGCUCCCAAACUUGUUGCAAAAUUUAACAUAAAAAACCAGAUCUUACGGGUAACAAGGUGGAAAUCAGAGUGGACUGUGCCUCAUCGUUUGCUACAGAAAAGAAUGCUAUUAUUUCCGAAACAAUCUGAUGAACCUUGUGAUGGAGACUAUGACAACAAUUCAGAUUGCCGUUAUGAAUGGCUUGUGAAAUGGACUGGUCUUGGUUAUGAACAUGCUACAUGGGAGUUGGACAAUGCUUCAUUUUUUAUUUUGCCUGAAUCUUUGAAGCUCAAAAGCGAUUAUGAAAGCCGUCAUAAGAAGUCAGAAAGUCUGUCAAGUGCAUAUAAAGCAGAUGAGGAAGAGAAAAGUACCAUACGUGAAUUGUCAGAGUUAUCAUUUGGAGGUUCACCUGGAGAACAUAACCGUCAUCUAAGUUUUGUGAACAAGCUUCGUGAGCAUUGGCAUAAAGGUCAGAAUGCCAUUGUUGUAGAUGACCAUGCAGAGCAGGAGCAGGCUGUGAAGGUGAUCUUGUUUAUAUUAUCCUUGCAUCUUGAUGUACAGAAGCCAUUUUUGGUCAUCUCAACUUCCACUGCUCUUUCUGUCUGGGAAGCUGAGUUUUUGCAUUUGGCACCAUCUGCCAACAUUGUAGUUUAUUAUGGGAACAGAGAUGUCCGAAGUAGCAUCAGAUCAUUGGAGUUCUACAAUGAAGGUGGUGGGAUAAUGUUUAGUGUAUUAUUAUCAUCUGCAGAUGUGGUUGUUGAGGAUUUACAAGUGUUAGAAUGCAUAGAAUGGGAAGCAAUAAUAAUUGACAAGUGCCAACGUUCUAAAAUGUCAAAGCAUUUUGAACAAAUUAGGAUGCUAGCUGCCAAUAUGAGGCUUCUUCUCAUCAGUGGUCAAAUCAAGGAUUGUCAGAGUGAUUAUCUCAAUUUGCUUUCCCUCCUUGAUUAUGGCUUUCAUGGGUUAAACAGUGAUAAUAUGGUGAUUGACUCUAGUACUGAUAUUUCCCUAUUAAAGGAAAGAGUAGCACAGUACAUUGCAUCUGAAUGCAAGUCAGGCUCUCCUAGAUUUGUAGAGUACUGGGUCCCUGUCCAGCUUUCCAAUGUGCAACUUGAGCAGUAUUGUGCUUCUCUGCUCUCAAACUCGAUGUUUCUUUCUUCAUGUUUGAAGAGUGAGCCAGCUGAUGUGCUUCGUGACAUUAUCAUUUCAGCUAGAAAGUGCUGUGACCAUCCCAAUCUUCUGGAUCAGUCUUUGCAAAGCUUUGUCACAAAUAUAGAAGAGAAUCUGGAUGUUGGAAUAAAAGCAAGCGGAAAAUUAAAAGCUCUUGAUAAAAUCCUUUUGGAGAUUAGAAAUCGGGGUCUCAGAGUUUUGAUCCUAUUCCAGUCAAUUGGAGGUUCAGGACGGUAUUCUAUUGGAGACAUUCUGGAUGACUUUGUCUAUCAAAGAUUUGGUGGGGACUCAUAUGUACGUAUAGAUGGUAGAGGGUAUGCCCAUUCAAAGAAGCAAGCUGCUCUAAACAUGUUUAAUGACAAAGAGAAUGGAAAAUUUGUGUUCUUGAUUGAAAAUCGUGCUUGUCUCCCAAGCAUUAAACUUUCAUCAGUGGACACUGUUAUACUAUUUGGCAGUGAUUGGGACCCACAGAAUGAUUUAAGGGCGCUACAUAGGAUCUCUAUCAGUUCACAGUUUGAACAGUUAAAAGUAUUCCGUUUAUAUUCAUCAUGUACAGUGGAAGAAAAAAUUUUGAUACUUGCGAAGGAGGGUAUGGCUCUUGAUAGCAAUAUACACUCAAUAAGCUCGCAUACUUGUCAUUCACUGCUAAAUUGGGGUGCUCCCUAUCUAUUCAAUAAGCUUGAUGACUUCCAUGGUUGUAAUUCCUCAGACUCAGGUUCAAACAUGUCAUCUGAACAGUCACUUUUAGAUGAUGUACUCCGUGAGUUGUCAACCCAAUUGCCUAACAGUGGUGACAACAGUGACCCGAGUAACUACUCAAUUAUUUUAAAAAUACAGGAGGGUGGAGUGUAUGCCAGAAAUCUUUCAUUACUUGGUGAGAGGAAAAUGCAGUUUGUGGACAAUGAAUCGCCUUCUAUUUUCUGGAAAAAUCUGCUUAAAGGAAGGAGUCCGCAGUGGAAAUUUUUGUCUAGGCCAUCCAAGAGGAUCCGAAGAAAAGUUCAAUAUCUUCAUGACUCACCAAAAGAAUCUGAAUUUGAAAAUGUUGUUGUCACUAAGAAGAGCAGGAAAAUGUUCAACAACACAGUUGAUACUGUAAAAUCCAACUCAAGAUUGAAGGACAAAAGAAAAUUAGUUACAAAAAAAAAUACAGUCAAAUUAGCUGAGAACAUGGGUGGCAUAAAUCAGGACAAUGAUUCUCCAACUGAACAUCCUGUGGCUAGUAAUGUUGCAAGAGAACCUGAAAUUGACAUGGUUGAAUCCAGGAAACAAGAAAUUCAGACUGAUGUGUGGAAGACUACUCAAUUCUUGCCAAAGCUGGAGAUGUCAAAACUUUGUGAAAUUCUACUGCUUCCAGAGAAUAUCAAGGACACUGCUCUAAGGUUUCUAAAGUACAUGAAGAAAAAAUUUGAUGUUAGCUGGAAAGAAAUUUCUACCUUACAGGCCUAUCAGAUAUCGCUGUGUUGGGUUGCAGCUUCUUUGUUGAAACACAGUAUUGAUCACAAGGAAUCGAUUACACUUGCAAAACUGCACUUAAAUUAUGACUGCAAGGAAGAAGAGGUGGAUUAUAUCUACUCUGAAUUGCAGAAGGUAAAGAAAAAGUUUGCACGCCAUUUGGAAAAAAGGAGAGCCAAGGGAUCACAUGGUGCAAAAGCUUCAAAAUCGACUAUAUCCAACUAUCAAGAUGUGGUAGAAGGUGAGAUGGAAAGGGGCUUUCAGAGUCAUCAUUUUUUAGAUCUAUCUGAACCUGCCACAGUGGAACAGGCACCUGACUGUAGAAUGGUGCAGACGAAUCAUAUCUCUACUAGCAUAACAAGAGUUCCGGAUAUUUGUGAUAGAAGAACGGAAAAAUCUAUUCAACACCCACAAACGGACAUUCAGGAAUUUCAUGAAAGGAUGAUGGAGGAAAGGGAAAAGUUGGAGGAAGAGCACAGGUUAGAGUCUGCCCUUACUUGUACAAAUGAUCAGGACAUUCCAGUAAGAUUAGAUAAGCUUGGGAUAGUAGAUCACAACUUCAAGGAAAAUUUGGAUGAAAACAAUCAUAAAACAGAACCUGUUGCUUCACAGCAGGAUUCAAGGAUUGAACAUGAACAAAUGAAUGCUAACGUAGUAGCCUCGUUAGAAAAAUCAAAACCAGGGGGUCCAACAGCAAUAUCAGGUAAUCUCCCAUUGGGCAACUUAGAGGUCAAUGAGGGCAAACUGCAACAAAGUGAUACAGCUGAAAUUAACGAUGGUUCCCAGAAUGCUGGUCCUAAUGCUAUGCCUUAUUUCCAAAACCAGAAUCAUGCUGGAACCAUACCAAGUCUGCCAUCUGAAGUUUCUCAAAUUUCUUAUCUUGAAAAGAUAUCCUGUAAUUUGCCCAGAGAAAUGGAAACUAUUUCCAUAGAGUCUGAUCCAGAGAGUGAUAAAACGGAAAUUAUGGCCUCAACAAGAGAUGGAAGUAUGUGUGCUGAGCAGCAUGAUAAAGCAGGUUCCAGUAAUGAUCCCACAAAUGGUGCCCUUGUGUCGUGUCCUUCAGAUUGGGAGAGUCCUAUUAGAAAUGCGCAGAUUGGACAAUGUGUGGAAGGACCUUCUGGAGUUCCUCAUACUCUGAGUGAAGUGGUCAUAGAUGAUGAACCCAUGGAAAUGUUACCUCAUGUUGUGCAUCCCACUGAAGAGUUUAUUGCAAAAGAUGCUGUGACUCUGGAAAGCACAACUGUUACUGAGGUCAGGCAGCAGAAUGGAGCAGUCACUGCCAAUUGUGGACAGUCAGCUGCUCUGGCAUUUAAUGGGACUUACUCAUCCUUGGUGCAGCCAGACAUUUGCCUGGCCCAAGGAAAUUCACUGGCAUCACAGCAGCUGCCUAUAUCUAUUUAUCCUUCCUCCACCGAACACAAUCUAGCCAGCAUACCUGCAUCCAGUGGGAUACAACAUCACCAGAGCAGUGGAAGCCAUUCCUACAGUCAAGAGGCUCUAACUCCAAGAUCACCACCUUUAGAGAAUCUGCUGGAAUUUUCUGACGUUAUGCAUCCUGUUAUGGAUUUGCCCCUGGAACCAUUCAUAGUUAUGCCUGAAAGUGGAAGUGAACAUCUUCCAUAUAGGAGCGUAUCGGGACCAGUGAAUUAUCAUACACAAUUUGUUCCUGUGAUACCUGAGAGGCCUGUUUGCUUAAACCCACUUCAAAUUGAAAUGGAAAGAAUACAGAGGGAUAAGGAGCAAGCCUUCAAGAUACACAACCAUAGGAUAUUGCAGCUGAAAUCUGAAUGUGACAGAGAGAUUGAAGAGAUACAUAAGAAGUAUGAUUUGUUACGUCAGGAUGCUGAGACAAAAUUGAUGCAAGUGCAGAGGGAUCUUGAGACAUUUCAUGGCAAGGUUUAUCUAAAUAAGUUAUUGGCAGAUGCUUUAACACUAAAGCAACAAAUUCCUACGUCAACUGGGUCACUACAUAAAGAUCAAGCUGCAUUAUCUAGUCUCAUGAAUCAGUGGAGUCAGCAACCUGCUCAGAUGACUGCUCCAAUACUCCAACAAUGUUGGGCCAGCCCCCCAAUGAAUAUCCCACCUGUAAUUACCACUCCCAUUAAUCCACUUUUUAACGCAAUGACCCAAUUCGCCGUGCAAAAUGGCUGUGAAUUACGUGCCCCUGCCCCACACAUUCAAGCCUUAGUUCCCCCAUCCAUGCCAACAGCCCAUUUCUCAACCCAAUACAGUGGGAUGCCCUAUCUGUGAUUACCCAGUAAUCAUCUUGCAACAUCAUUUAGGCUGACACUGCAACACCGAAGCAUACCAAAAUUGUAGAAAUUUCCAAGUUUUGCACUGAUACAUAGUUUACCCAUGGCUUCUUAAUCAGCUCUGGCUCUGGUAGGGUUUUUGACUGCUCGCUUUGGUGCAGAUAGGCCUAAUUCUUGUAGGAUAUGAAUUCAAUGUUUUGGAUGUACAUCACUGUUAGUAGCAAUGACAGCAUUGAAUAUAGUGAUUCACUAAUCAUUUAUAGUAUACAGUUUACGUUUUUACCUGGCAAA
Molecule: messenger RNA, 6773 nt
Organism: Quercus lobata
Lineage: Eukaryota; Viridiplantae; Streptophyta; Magnoliopsida; Fagales; Fagaceae
Product: chromodomain-helicase-DNA-binding protein 2-like
Exons: 22
Coding region: 1069-6480 (1803 amino acids)
Biological process (GO): chromatin remodeling
Cellular component (GO): nucleus; chromatin
Molecular function (GO): ATP-dependent chromatin remodeler activity; histone binding; DNA binding
Source: RefSeq, a predicted model, not a curated record